This is a messenger RNA of Chara braunii, 1017 nucleotides long. The record is from the annotation of a GenBank genome assembly. Lineage: Eukaryota; Viridiplantae; Streptophyta; Charophyceae; Charales; Characeae.
GUCCGGAUUCUGUAAGUUCUUAGAUUGAGUCAAUAGGUGUGUUAGUCAGGGGGAGUAGAGUCUAAGUGGUGAGGAGUGGAAUCAUUGUCUGGUUGUGCACCAAUCACCAUGGUUGACACCCGUAGUGGGAAGAGUAUUGCCCCCUCCGAGGCCGAGCAGGCCCGGAUUGCCGCCCUUUUGAGAGAGAAAAAGGAGAAGGAGCUCCUUAAGCAUGCGAAGUUAAAGGCCAUUGCAAAGGAGCAGGCUGCGAAGAAGAAGAGAUUAGAAGAAGAGAUGCUACAAUUCCAGAAGGAGAAGAUGCUGCAAAUACAGCGAGAGGAAGAGGAAAGAAGAAGGGUUGCAGAGGAAGAAGCCGCAGCAGAGGAGAAGGAAGAAGAAGAAGAAGAGCCCCUUGAAAGAAGGCGUGGAGAAGAGAGAGGAGAAGCAAGUGGCACGAAGGAGGAGGACAUAUGAAGGGAAAGGAAGAUUAGUGAAUGGGUGGGUAAUUUAUCAUUGGGAGAAGAUGAAGAGGCACAUUUAUAUAUGUGCCGCAGGAGGAGAGGGAGGUGUUUGCCAGGGCCUUGGAGUUGAUAGAGGAUCCCCUGGAACGCCAGGCGACAGAAGAUGAGAAGUUGGAGUGAAAAUUGAAGAUGAUGAGGGAAAAGAAGAGAAGGAGGGAAAAAGUCAGCAGAAUAGCCGGGGAGGUUGAGCGAGUUCGAACCGGCAGGCAGGAGCUACAGGCCCAAGCAGAGGUCUCUGCCAAACUAGAUAAGAUGAUGGGCUUCUUGGAAGUUUUGAGUGAGGCCUGGCUGGAGGAGCACCAGGCCCGUAAGGGCCAAGAGGUGACCCUGCAAGCAAUGCGAUCCGGGUUAAGAGAGUUUGCGAGCGACGUGGGUCACCACGUCGGGUCCGAAAUUAGAAGAUUGAAGGAUGGCGUAGACAAGUUUUGCGCGGGUGCUAUUGAGAGCGCUAAAGUGGUGGCCACAGUAGAGGCCACGACGCGUCCCCGCAAGGAUCCAGUAAAGCUUAAGUUUCCAG